AUGCAUCAUGUUCUUCGUCCGAACGCUGCUGCGCGGCGAGCUUUUGCAGCGAUUGCCUGUGAUUCUGUGAAAGUGCCCAAAGCAUGGUACAACAUCCAGGCAGAUCUCAAGGUGCCUCUGCCACCUCCUUUGCAUCCCGGAGAACUGCGUCCAUGUCUGCCUGAUGACUUUGCCCCUUUGUUUCCCAUGUCUUUGAUUCAACAGGAAAUAAGUACCGAGAGAUAUAUCGAUAUCCCAGAGCCCGUCCGAGAAGUGUUGGAGUUGUGGCGACCUUCACCCUUGUUCCGCGCCAGUCGCUGGGAGAAAGCAUUGAAGCUGCCGCAGGAUGUGAAGAUUUUCUACAAAUACGAAGGAGGCUCUCCAUCUGGGUCCCACAAGACCAACACAGCCGUGGCUCAGAUCUUUUACAACAAAGAAGCGGGAACCAAAAAGGUCACCACUGAAACUGGAGCUGGACAGUGGGGAAGUGCCCUUGCAUUCUCAGGAGCACAAUUCGAUUUGCCAGUUGAAGUCUACCAGGUGAAAGUGUCCUAUGAACAGAAGCCCUACCUGAAGGCCUUCAUUGAGACCUGUGGGGCCCAGAUCUAUCCAUCGCCAUCGCAUCGGACCCAAUAUGGAGCAAAGGUCCUACAGGAAGAUCCAGCGUGUCCCGGAUCCCUCGGGAUUGCCAUUUCGGAAGCGAUUGAAGCAUGCGUCACAUCUGGUGGGACCGCCAAGUAUGCACUUGGUUCAGUUUUGUCCCAUGUCCUCAUGCACCAAACUGUGAUUGGACUGGAAGCUAUCGAACAAAUGGAAAUUUCUGGAGAGUCCCCCGAUGUGGUCGUGGGAUGCACAGGCGGCGGAUCCAACUUUGCUGGAAUCACGUUUCCGUUUCUAGGUCAGAAACUCAGAGGAGAGCGAAACAAGAUUCGCUUUGUUGCUGUUGAGCCAGCAGCUUGCCCUUCUUUGACAAAGGGGGUCUAUGCUUACGAUUUCGGUGACACUGCUCAAAUGACUCCUUUAAUCAAAGCACAUACUCUAGGAGCAGCUUUCAUUCCUCCCAAAGUGCAUUCAGGAGGUCUCAGAUAUCAUGCGAUGGCACCUCUGAUUUCGCACUUGAAAGAACUUGGAGAAUUGGAAGCUCGAGCGGUACCACAGAGCGCUGCAUUUCAAGCAGGGGCCUCUUUCUUUCAAUCUGAGGGCAUCCUUCCUGCUCCAGAAGCGACCCAUGCCAUCGAAGGUGCACUUGCUGAGGCGAAAGAUGCAGCCUCAAAGGGCGAGCCACGUUCAAUUUUGUUUAAUAUGUGUGGCCAUGGCCAUUUCGAUAUGGCAGCUUGGCAAAAGUGGAGCGAAGGCCAGCUGGAAGAUUUUGACUACCCAGAUGAGCUCGUGCAAGAAGCCUUGAAAAGCGUCCCAGGUUUGAAUGGCGUUGAUUGGCUCUUGCGCGAGGAGCGACAUCGCGCUUGGGCCUGUGAAAACGUUCACUUGAAAGUCAUUGACAAUCAGCCUUGGGAGGCGUGGGCUUUGGAUCGCCAAGAUGCGUUUGCAGAGCUCACCUUCAAGGUGUUGAAUCCUCAUCCGCUGAAAGAUGUCGACCGAGAAGAUUUCCUGUGGAGCUUGGCUUCGCCGCCUUACAACCAAACAGCGCCCGACGGAGCAAAGAGGCAGCCAGAGGUUGCCACUGCACGCUUCUGGACGAUCAUGCACGUACCACCAGGGCGCGCAUUUGCGGUUGAGCAGAUGAAUCGUCUGGAUAUCGUGCGAGACUGGCUUCCGCAGCUGUUCACCCAUUUAGGUGUUGCAGGAUCUGUGGACAUGUACGCAACACGAGUAGGGCGUCGGAAAGUCGGAUCCUAUGGUUGGCACAUGGACACCGUAGAUGCCCUCAUUUAUGUUCUGAAGGGCACGAAGCGGGUACGAGUCGCUGGGCGCUACCCUGGAAGCAAAGUCACUCUAGACAAGGUGCUGAAUGCCGGCUCGUUGGUCUAUGUCCCUGGGGGGCGCUUCCAUAUUUUACAUGCUCUACCAACAGAUGUUGAUGCUAAGACAGCUCAGAUGGUGGUUGUCCUCAGCAUUGGUCUCUUUAAUCCCAAUGAGGAUUUGUUAGAGGUCCGUACUGAAACAUACAGGUCGGCCUUUGAAAAUCAGAACCUGCUUUGGUCGGACGUGACGGGACAAGCAUCUGCGCUGCCGGAGAACUUUCCUAGAAAACCGGAAGUGAUUUAUGCUGACAAGGAUGCUUUGGAUUCCAAGGGAUUGGGGGCUUUGCACCGCCGCGCGCUUCAAAGCGACUCGCUGCGGCUGACGAUGCUACUUCAUCAAGGGGCUGAGGUGAACCUCCGCAGCCGGCCAGAAGAAGGGAAACCUUCGAUCACACCUCUAGGGUUGGCAGCGUGUUGCGUCCAAGAUGAGGAGAAAGCCUUGCUAAUCAGCACCAAACUGUUGGAAUUUGGGGCAGCUGCUACCGUAGAAUUUCAUAGUGAUGGGAAGAACUUUUCAGUCGUUGAUGUGGCACGGCGGCGCAACGAUGCCUUUGCCGCGCAACUCCUUCUCCGACUGCAUACUGCCACUGACACCACAGUUGAUUAUGAGAAAGACGACAAAGAUGGCGGCACUGUUCAUUCCUUGGCAGGAUCAUUCGCUGGCGCUGCGCAGACAGCGUUUUGGCAUCCUCUGGAUGUGUUGAAGACACGCAUGCAAGUGCGUGAUGGGACUGUUGGGUCUGUGCAUGCCUACGGAUCACUGCGACAAGCAGUCUCCUCAACAUGGCAGUCGGAAGGUCUUCGCGGAUUCUUCAGGGGUGUCUUGCCAAAUGUGGCUGGCUCCACGAUUGCAUGGGGCGUUCAGAUGCCGCUCUACCAGCUGUUCAAAACGAUGGCAUAUGGAGAGGAGACCAGUGCCCAAACGGCCAAAGAUAGUGCGUGCUCUUUAGCAGCUGGAAUGGUAACAAACAUGGUGGUACAUCCGAUCUUCUUGAUCAAGACACGUUUUCAAUUGCAACGUGGACAAGGAAAGGUCUACCAGGGAAUCUUCCAUGCUGUUACGACCAUCGCAUCUGAAGAAGGCCUGCCAGGUUUCUAUCGGGGCUUCAUGCCAUCGCUGAUGCUGUGCUCACAUGGGGCCAUCCUUCUGGUAGCAUAUGACCGUUUCAAGACACGCUUCGAUUCAGUGCUUGCGGCAUCCUGUUGUGCAAAGAUCUUCGCGUCGGUGGCCACGUAUCCUCUCCAAGUGGUGCGAUCAGUGAUGCAACAACGACCAACAAAUGGCCCGUUUGAGUAUACGAGUGCUCCACGCACGGUUCAACUACUGUGGCAGCGGAACGGACUGCCAGCCUUCUACAGAGGAAUCUUGCCGCAGAUGAUGCGAACAGUUCCACAAGCUAUGGCCUUCUUCUCGAUUUACGAGUACGCUCUGACAGCCUUCCGAUUCGGAACGAAUUCCUAA
Messenger RNA from Cladocopium goreaui, 3423 nucleotides. The record is from the annotation of a GenBank genome assembly. Lineage: Eukaryota; Dinophyceae; Suessiales; Symbiodiniaceae.